Molecule: messenger RNA, 3026 nt
Organism: Myxocyprinus asiaticus (Chinese sucker)
Lineage: Eukaryota; Metazoa; Chordata; Actinopteri; Cypriniformes; Catostomidae
Gene: ccdc17
Product: coiled-coil domain containing 17
Exons: 13
Coding region: 167-2197 (676 amino acids)
Source: RefSeq, a predicted model, not a curated record
AAAUGCUGUGAUAUACAGGAAGCUGAGGCUUAUAUCCUAACAGAAGUAUAUUCCUAAAUUUUGUAAAAGUGACCAGUGCAAUUUGCAAAUCCAAACUAGGGACAGGUUUUUCGUUAAAGUUAGUGGAGGAAAAGUUGCUAACUUAGAGUAAUUGAUUAGUGGAGAGAUGGAAGGCUUGGGGGAAUUCAUUUGUCAGGAUUGUAACAUGGCAUUCCAUUCUACUGGACUCCUGGAUAAGCACAAGGCCAAAUUCUGCAUUGGUAUAGACUUAAAAGACCCAGUAACUCUACGGAAAGGAUGGUUGGGUCUCACUGAGACCAAAAAAACAGCUGUGAGAACAGUGCAUCCAACAAGAGUAAGGACACCUGACUUUUUUGUUCUGAAAGAACAGAGUCAACAGAUGGUUCAGAGAAAAAGCGAACAGGACAAACCUCAUAACACCUUACCGGAAAAUACUACUCUAAGCAAGCUCACUGAAGAGUUUCAGAAGCUCAGGAUGUCUGUUGAGAACAGCCUGCCAAGAAGACAGACAAUGGUCUCUGAGGAGCAGGGCUUACUCCAGCAGAGGGCUGAUGAGCAGAGGGGUCUUGAAUUGUUAAAGCAUCAUGAGCAGAAGCUGGCUGACAUCAGGGCACACAACCACCAGCUAGAGAAGCAGAGAGAGGAGAUCAAGCAGCGGCUUGCAGAAUUGGCAGGGCGGGACAGGACAGUUCAUCUAGAGGAAGUGCUGCAGGAGAUGAGAUAUCAUGAACAGAGGAAUGAGGAUGUGCUGCAUCAGCUCAGCACUCACAUCAACUCAAUUAAAGAGUUUAAUCCAAAUGAGGUCCCCUCUAACCCACCAGAAGACAAGAAGACACAGCAUCUCACCUUUGACAAGAUCUCCUCUGUGAAUGGCCCACUCUCUGCCCAGAUAAGAUCUUUGCAUCUGGCAUAUAUGCAGUCUGGUGGUUCUGAUCCUGAGGUUCUGGCCCAUAUGCAUGACCUUCAAGCAGAAGCUCUUACACUGGAGCAGGCAAAACCUAGAGCUGACCGCAAGACAAAAGAAAGAAGGAUGAAAUCUCCUAAAAGGGUGCAAGACCCUGAGAUUCUUGCUGUGGAGCAGGAGAACCAGAGGCUUGAGGAGGAAAUCUUCAGAAUCCAGUUGGCCAGGGAGAGACACAUAGGGGAACAUGGUCUCCAUGAUAUACAGAAGGACCACAUCCAUCACAUGGCAAGCCUCCAGGCUGAGAUUACCUUUCUAAGGAGAGAAAUAGAGAAGGGGAGAGAUAAAAGGCUACCACCUCCUCUACCUCUUUUUCCUGGAACCUCUCUGGCCCUAACACACCCUGCUCUUGCACUGGAUCAAAUUUCAAAGCAGGGGUUGGGUUGCCAUGUAACUGACCCCAUGGAAACACUUGGUCCUGCACCUUAUGAUUCUGUGGCUGGUUUUGUGAUCUUCUAUGACCUUGUGAUGGGUAUAGAAGCUACAUUGAGAUCAGUGCGUUUGAUGGCAGGAUUUUAUUGCAAUGGGCAGAAGUUGGGACAGACCACCUAUAUGCCACCUGUGCAAUGCCAACCUGCAGGGGCACUACACUACCCAUCAACCAAGACUCCUGAAAACUAUGCCAUACUGGCGGUUAAACAGCCUGUGCCAAGAAUACAGCCAUCUCCGUAUCUGUCUUUGAUUGUGGAGAUUCAGGCUUCUGGAUGUCUGGAUGCGUACAACCAUGAAUUUGAGGGAUUGGUGUCUUGUGGCUGGGCAAAGCUUGAACUCUUUGAUCAGCACAGCCAGGUACAAAGGGGCCAUUGGAGGGUUCCAUUCCGCUCUCUCCCAGUUCGAGCAUCCUUGAGUCCAUCUCAGGUGAAUUCUGUGCCUCAGCUGGGUAACAUGGAACUUUGUCUUCGGUUAGUAAAUUCCCAUGAUGGAGAUGUACAGACCCUUGCAAAGAUUGAUCCAAACCAUAUCAGCCAAUACAAGUACCCACCUGUGGUAUGCAAAGGAACAUGUCUAAAGAUGUCAUUUGUCUCAUUAACAGCAUACUUGAUUGUGUUGUGCUUAGAGCCUCAUAAAUGUCUUUUUCAGGUGGUCUCAAACACACCAACAAUUGUGGGAACCCACGAACCAUUUUAUUCAACAUUACAACCCUCAUCCAAACCAUUACCUUCAUUACUGCCACAGUCAGAUCAUGUGGACCCUACCAGGCAGGAAUCAAAUUAGAGGACAAUGAUAGAUGAACCUCUAAUUUUGCAAACUCACUUAAAUUGUAAUUCAAGUAAUUAGUGACAAACCUUUAUUUUUUUUACCGCUUUGAUUACAUCACACCUCUCUUUGAGUUUCAUGAUGAAUUAUUUAAAAUAAUUAAAUACAAUCACUGUUCCUUUGUACACAUUUCUAUUUUUUAGUUACCCAUUGAUUAAGGCACUUUUCAUUUGUGAAAGCACUUUAAUGCUUUAAACUGGUACACUAAACCUUCAGCAACUACCUCAAAAAGUCUCACAAAUUUAGCUGUCAAAUAAUUUGGCCACAAGUAGGGCUGGGUAUUGAUACAGCUUUCCUGAUUUUAUUCCAUUCCGAUUAACAAGCUCUCAAUUUGAAUGAAUAUCCAUUUUGCUUACAUAAGAAAUUCUCAGCUAAUGCUGUUAAUUAUACAGAAGACCUUCUAAUUAGGUGCAGUAUAAGGAGGGUUGGGGAGUAACAGAAUACAUGUAACAGGAUUACAUAUUUAAAAUACAAAAUAAUUGUAACUGUUUUCCACUACAUAUACAAUUUAAAUCUUUGGUAAUCAGAAUACAGUAACAUUCAAAAAGUAUUUUGAUUACUGAAGUGAUUGCAUUUUAUUGUAAUGUUUUCCAUUUAAUGUUUAGUUUAUUCAUUUGAAAAACAUUCAUAUAAAUUAUGUGAUCCAAAGAGUGUUUGAACAGCUGUGAAACACUAAGAUGUUACAUUCAUACAUGCAGACAUUAAAGUUUGGACCAGCAGAAAUAGAAAUAAACCUUAUGUACAGGUGCAUCUCAAUAAAUUAGAAUGUCGUGGAAAAGUUCAUUUA